This is a messenger RNA of Ananas comosus (pineapple), 893 nucleotides long. RefSeq lists its product as uncharacterized. The record is from RefSeq and is a predicted model, not a curated record. The transcript has 8 exons. Bases 1 to 885 code for a protein of 294 amino acids. NCBI's taxonomy places the organism in Eukaryota, Viridiplantae, Streptophyta, Magnoliopsida, Poales, Bromeliaceae.
AUGGCAAGAAAUGGACAAAUAAUUCCUCUAAGUUAUAAAGAUUGGAGAGUUGUUCCAAAUUCAACUAAGGAUAUUAUGUGGAUGAUUGUACAGAAAAAAUUUCAAAUUUCAGAAGAAGGAAGAGAUUGGGUUAUUAUGUCUAUAGGAAAAAAAUGGAGGGAGUUCAAAAGCAAACUAAAAAAACUUCACUAUGAUACUCAUAAAACUUACGAGGAAAAGAUAGCAGCUUGUGAUUCUCGAGUACACGCGAAAGAAUGGGAAUUUCUUGUUAAGCACUGGGACUCUCAAGUAGGACAGGAACGUAGUGCCAAAAAUAAAGCUAGCCGUGCAAUGCUAAAAACCACACAUACAGCAGGCACAAAAAGCUUCGCAAGAGUUCGUGCUGAGAUGGACAAGAAAAAUAAUCAUAUUCAACCGAGAAGACAUGAGCUCUACAUAAGAACGCACACCAAGAAGAAUGGCAAGCCUUUAAAUGCGUAUUGCUCGAAAAUCAUGAAAUGCACUGAUCUUCCUUAUAAUGGAUCACCUAAUAAUCAGGCAACCUCUUCUCAUUCUAGUUAUGAAGCACCACCAACUCAGGUGUAUCGAGCUAAGAAUAUCUCAAAGAGAGUCCACGCUGUAUCAAAUAUUAUGAUUGGAACUGAAGUUUACUUGAGGAGUUUACAAAAACCUCACAAUCAUGUAGCACAAGGUUAUCUUUUGAGUAAAGAUCCAACUACAAGAGUGGGUGGGUUCGAAUUAGGACCACAGUGUUGGGAGAUUCAAAUUGAUGUGCCAAUAGUACGCAAUGAACCACUACUUAGACCAUAUAGUAGCUAUCAAACAAUUGGAGAUGCUGUUGGAGCAACUGUUGCUUGGCCAUAUACUUUUGUUAAGUGCAAGUAGUGCAUGAU